UUUCUUUUCUGAUUUCGGAUUUUUCUUGUAAUUUUGGUAUUUCUUUUUCUUUUUUAUUUGCGUGGAUCGAAUUCUGCAAUUUCUUGUUGGAUUUCUAGGUUUUGUUUGAAUUACAUGUUAUCCGAUUCUCGUCCCGAAUUUAUUCGAUUCAAUUGGGACGGCCUCCGUACUGAUGUGGGGCCCACUUCUAAUUGAUUUAGGUCGUUCGUCUUGUGGGAUCAGUAGACUUGUUCUUGUUGCAUGUGAAAAGUUGGUGUUUUCUUCCUAGCCAUACAUUUGCAGGCUGUUGUCUAGCGGUUGGGAUUGUUCGAUUGGGAUGGGACCCACUACAUGCACUGCCUGGAUCACUGAAAGCGUCUUUGAACUGGCUCUGAACCACAGUUUCUUAUUUCAAAGAAACUGCUAGGGGAACCCAACCCCAUCAUGCAUAGAUCGAGAUCUAACUCGAAGAUCUCCCAAGAUCUCAAUCUAAGAUUGGGACCAUCUUCCCCGCUGAAUGGAGAGAUGUUUGCUUCUAAUUGUGCGAGGGUCUUCCCUGAUCUGAUUACUAUUGAAGAUGACGAUGAUGUAGAAAUAUUUUCUCAGAGGCCUUUUGUUGAGGAACUAAGGUUGUUUCCUUGUCCUAGCUUGUCAGUACCUAUCCUUUUGGAAGAAGAUUUAGAACUUCGGCUCGGACCCAAAGCGGGUUUGCUGGGAAUCAGAGUUACAAAAGAAAUAUAUCUGAUGAUGGAACAGAAGACACUUCACGGACAAAGAAUUGCUUCAAGAAUAAGAAGUUCGAGCAAUCAUCAGGCAGCCACUGUUUUCUGUCGGAAGAGGUGAAACUCAGAUGCACGAUCUGUAUGGACACUAUGAAGGAGGAGACUUCCACUGUUUGUGGGCAUCUCUUCUGCAACCCCUGCAUACUCAGCGCCAUCCGGGUCCAGAAGAAGUGCCCAACCUGUCGAUGGAAGCUUACCCUCAACAGCAUCCAUCGCAUAUAUCUUCCGGGGGCCACUUCAUGACCUACACUUGAUCUGCUGCAACACAACUGGAAGUUUGAAAUGCCACAAAUAUACUCCCUUGCCCAUUUGGCGGGGGGUGGCAUUGAUGGGGAAGAUCCCCCUUUUUUUUUUUUUUUUGGCAAUGGGGAAGGAAACAUGUGCAUGUGAGUGUGGUGGUUGAAAUUCCUACCAAACAAGUGAUAUGGAGAGUAUUCCUUUGAAAAUUUUCACCAAACAAGUUUUGAUACGAAGGGUUAUUCUCUGAAAUGUUCUACCAAACAAGUUACUGAUGUGGAGGGUAUGCUUUGCCAGAAGAAUUUUUGGAGGAGAUGAGGCUGGUGGAAGGAACUGGGUUGAUUUUUAAUUUUUGUACUAAACAAAAUGAUGUGAGUGAUUUUUUAGCCGGCUUUUUUUCUUUCUUCUUUUUUUUUUUUUGAAAUCUUUCUUGGUUUUCUUGAUCGGUGAUUCGUGAUUGCAAAGGCAAAAGCAUCCCUUCAGAUGAUGAUGUUCUUAUUUGGUUUUGCUACAAUUUAUAGCAGUCUGUCAGGUUACAUCUAUCAUUUGCUCGUGAGUAAUGUUUGAUGCC
This is a messenger RNA of Magnolia sinica, 1569 nucleotides long. RefSeq lists its product as uncharacterized. The record is from RefSeq and is a predicted model, not a curated record. The transcript has 5 exons. Bases 424 to 822 code for a protein of 132 amino acids. NCBI's taxonomy places the organism in Eukaryota, Viridiplantae, Streptophyta, Magnoliopsida, Magnoliales, Magnoliaceae.